AUGCGCAGCCCAUAUUCUCUUAAGAUCACUGGCCAAGUGAGCCCCGAACCGGAGACUAGCCAGACCCCCGGGUACCCCUUGUCGGCGCGCAGCACGACCUUGGACGGAUGGCGUCUCACAGUGGAAGAGGGUUUGGGACGACUAAAGUGGAAGUAUUUGGCCACGGAGGCAGAGCGAAAUGCGCAACCGCAAGAUAAGACAUCUCGAUUCUUUCUUGACCUUCCCAUAACCGAAGCGCCUGAGCACAAACCUGCUCAGAGGCCCUCUGAAGCCGCCACCAAUGGAGCGUUAUUCCAUAGCCAGCUUCAAGUCAAAGAACUUGGUUGCUGGGCUGCUGACCUCAGCUGCAUCUUCUUCGUAACACCCAUGCUUAUCAUUGCCUGGUACAUUACGCAAGCAACUAUCGAUGAGGCACAGGCCAUCGAGCUCAUCAAUUUCAUCUUCGGCGCGCAGAACCCGGACGGUGGAUGGGCUACGUACGUCGGAGAAGAUACAACCGUCAUGGGGACAAUUUUGGUCUAUGUGGCACUGCGCUUGAUGGGCCUGUCCGCUGAGCACCAGCAACUGAUCAAAGCGAGGCGGUGCCUGCUUGAUAUGGGUGGUGCGGUUUAUCUUCCGGGGUGGGCGAAGUUCUGGCUCGCUCUUCUCGGUCUAUAUAAAUGGGAGGGCACUGAUCCGUAUCCAGUGGAGAUGUGGCUUCUGCCGGAAUGGCUUCCCAUAAGUCCAUGGAAGUGGUUCUUGAUUCCUCGCCAGGUGUACGUUGCUAUGAGCUAUCUAGCUGCGAAGAAGUUUACGAUUCCGACGAAUCCGCUGCUCGAGGAAAUCCGAACCGAGAUCUUUGUCCAGCCAUAUCACUCCAUCGAUUUCAUCGCAUUCCGGGGUGUGACCAUUCUACGCUCCCGUGAGGUGCGGAAGAGCUGGGUACUCAAUUUGGUUAAUUGGCUCCUAGAUAAUAUCUGGUAUCCUUGGUUUCGCCCGGAAGGUCUGGCUGCGACGGGAGAAGAAACGGCCUGGCAUAUAAUUGAGCAGUCGAAUAAGGCGACAAACUCGCUCGGAGCCAUAAGUGUCGAUGGCUUCUUGAACAUGAUCGCCGUAUAUUGUCGAGAAGGCCCUGAUUCCAAAACGCUCCAUCAAAUUCACAACGCCAGCCAGGAAUACCUCUGGUUAGGACCGAAAGGGAUGCAGGUUAUGAGUGUUUCGGGUGGACACGUCUGGGAAACCUCCUUUGCCCUACUAGCAUACGCAGAGUCAGGUCUUGCCAAUCUUCCUGACUUUAGGCCGACCGUCGAGCGUGCGUACAAGUUCCUUGUGGACAAUCAGCACGUCGAGGACUGGAAAGACACCUCUUCUUGUCACUUCUUCAGUCGACUGGGAGGCUGGCCAUUCACAACUCGAUACAAUGGCAUUACCUGUUCGGAUUGUACUGGAGAGGCGCUUAAAGCUAUUUUAAUGCUUGAGAGAAACUCUGAAAUCCCCCGUCUCACAAAUGAACAUACUCGUCGGCUGGCAGUGGAUGAUCUACUAAUAAUUCAGAACCCGAGUGGUGGGUACAGUAGCUUUGAACCCAUUCGGGGGAGCGAGCUGCUCGAACACAUGAACGGCACGGAAAUCUUCCAGGAUGUAAUGGUCGAGUACGACUAUGUGGAGUGUACUUCGUCUUGUAUCACUGCCCUGGCACUGUUCCAAUCCCGCUACCCGACCUAUCGUGCGAUCGAGAUCAAUCGUGCGAUUCACAAAGGUAACAAGUUCAUUCUGAGCCGUCAGCAAUGUGACGGGGGCUGGCUCUCGGCCUGGGGCAUUGCAUUCACAUACGGGACGUUCUUUGCGCUGGAAGCACUAGCAUGUGGUGGGAUGACAUAUGGGAAUCAUGAAGCCGUCAAACGAGGUUGCGAAUUCAUAUUGGGGAAGCAGCAGGCGGAUGGGGGUUGGGGUGAGAAAAUUGAUGUGGGCUUUUCUUCCUAUCCCCAUAUCCUGCAUCCAGAGCCUAUUCGGCGAGGCAUUCGGCUUAUUAUGAGUCGACAAAAUGCUAAGGGUGAAUGGAAACAGGAAAGGGCUGUAGGAAGUGGCAUAGUUACAUGUGAACUUCUAUACCACAAUUAUAUGUAUUCCUUCCCUAUAAGGGCCCUUACAAUGUACAAGGAACGCUUUGGCGAUGAGAUUCUUUUUUAA
This is a messenger RNA of Aspergillus steynii IBT 23096, 2169 nucleotides long. RefSeq names its product terpene synthase. Gene Ontology annotation, cellular component: lipid droplet. Gene Ontology annotation, molecular function: lanosterol synthase activity. The transcript is spliced from 5 exons. Gene Ontology annotation, biological process: triterpenoid biosynthetic process; ergosterol biosynthetic process. Lineage: Eukaryota; Fungi; Ascomycota; Eurotiomycetes; Eurotiales; Aspergillaceae. The record is from RefSeq and is a predicted model, not a curated record. Bases 1 to 2169 code for a protein of 722 amino acids.